UGAAGUUUCUCGUAGCAAAGCCCCACUUAGUAUUAACAUACUCACACUGCCAAUUCCAAUCCUUAGUUACUAGCAAUGGAUGCGGUGAACGAGUUGGUUAAGGAAAAGCCGGUGGUGAUUUUCAGCAAGAGUUCUUGUUGCAUGAGUCACUCCAUUAAGUCACUCAUAUGUGGAUUUGGAGCCAAUCCGACAGUUUACGAGCUUGACAGAAUCCCAAAUGGCGAGCAAAUUGAAAGAACACUGGUGCAGCAGGGGUGUCAACCAAGUGUACCAGCUGUGUUUAUUGGGCAAAAAUUGAUUGGUGGUGAAAAGCAAGUGAUGAGCCUCCACGUCCAGAGCCAGCUCAUCCCUUUGCUUAUUAAUGCAGGAGGUAUAUGGAUUUAGUGCCUGUUACUAGCAUAAAACCAUAAUAGGUGCGGCUUUUGAUACUGGCCCUAGCUCAAAUAUAUUCACUUGCUUUUUUUUUUUUUUUUGGGCAUAUGAUCACACUCUUUUCUGUUAAACUAAGUUGAAGAUGUUGUACUUAUGUCUCUAAUAAAGAUACACUAUACUUGUAGCUCAACAUUUUCUAAGACUCGGACGUUUGUGUGUAUGCAUUUGGCAACCAUUGCAGACAGGGCUCUCUGCCAAAGUGCUCCAAGAAAGGAAAGAUUUUCUAUUCCAGAACAGGCAAACAAAUUGAACAUUUCUUGCAACAACCAAUACGCAAUCAUUUAUACAAACUCCAGUGGCUAUAUAAUGCCUUAUGUACUUGGAACUCUUUAGCUCCUUGGCAUGAAACCUUCGACUGCUAAUUUCCUUCCUGAUUGACUUCUCUUCUUCAGAUAAACCUGUCUUAUCCACUUAUCCUAUUCUCCACCAAAUUAUAUCCCUUCACAGGUCAUAAACUAAUGAGAACUGUGCAAUUCUUAAUAUCCAACCUCUCAAUUACCUAUGUUUAUCAUUAGCCAAGAACACUAGCCUUAUCCAGAUUAAAGCUGUGCAUAUCUAUAUUUAAUAUCCAAAAAUCAUAAUCGAAGGCCUCCAGAGAACGUGCUUAACAGCUUAGAAAAGUUAACUACAUGGGACACUAAAGAAAAGUGUAAAAUUUUUCAUUCUUCACAAAAGUCUCAUGCACUGUUACACCCUUUUCAAUACUGGAAUUUUUUAAGUUAAUGA
Manihot esculenta (cassava) is the source of this 1158-nucleotide messenger RNA. Its product is annotated as monothiol glutaredoxin-S1. The coding region runs from base 76 to 384 and encodes 102 amino acids. The record is from RefSeq and is a predicted model, not a curated record. The transcript has a single exon. NCBI's taxonomy places the organism in Eukaryota, Viridiplantae, Streptophyta, Magnoliopsida, Malpighiales, Euphorbiaceae.